UGGCGUCUGCUGGUGAGAAACACCUAGUACAGGUGAAAGGGUGGCGGUGAGAGGAAGUUCCCACCGGUUGAGUUCUUAAAGCCAUGAAGACACAAGAAAAAUAACAAGGAGUGGCCAAUUGGAGUCUUUUGGACUUGCCUGGAGCUCCACCCUCGUCCAGAGGAAAAGCCCCUCGGGAGCGAGGCGGGAGCAUCAGACAAGCGCGAGAAAAGCGCCUGUGCGCGCUUCACCUCUGCGCAGCGGGUGCGGGGCGGCGACCUGUCCUUUGGGCUGGCCAUGGCGGCUGCAGGAGCUGUGCGCUCGCGGAGUCCAGCCCUUGGCCUUCCGCACCUACUGACCCUAGCGAUCCUUGCGCUUGCCUGCGAUGCGUGUAAAGAAGUGACCCUUCAGGUCCCCUCUGAACUACCUGCUGAGAAAUUUGUUGGCCGAGUGAACCUGAAGGACUGCCUUACAUCGGCAAAUCUAAUUCAUCCGAGUGAUCCUGAUUUCCGAGUCUUAGAAGACGGUUCUGUGUACACAACCAGUUCUGUUGUUUUGUCCUCGGGCCAGAGAAGCUUUACUAUAUGGCUUUUCAACUCGAACAGCCAAGAAGAAAGAGAGCUAUCUGUCCACUUAGAGGGUCCAGCAGAGGUACUAAAUAAGAAACUGCAUGCAGAGAAAGUCCUCAGCCGUGCCAAGAGAAGAUGGGCUCCUAUCCCCUGUUCCAUGCUGGAGAAUUCUUUGGGUCCUUUCCCCUUGUUUCUUCAGCAGAUCCAAUCUGAUACGGCUCAAAACUACACCAUAUACUAUUCCAUCAGUGGCCCAGGAGUUGAUAGAGAACCUCGAAACUUAUUUUAUGUGGAAAGAGAUACUGGAAACCUGUAUUGCACUGGUCCCGUCGAUCGUGAGCAGUAUGAGUCCUUCCAGCUGACCGCGUUUGCAUUAACUCCUGAUGGGUAUACACCAGAGUACCCACUGACCCUCAUCAUUAAGGUAGAAGAUGAGAAUGAUAACUACCCGAUUUUUACAAAGACGCUAUACAGUUUCACGGUUUUGGAAAACAGUGCAGUUGGCUCUGUCGUGGGGGAGGUCUGUGCGACUGACAACGAUGAGCCCGAUACAAUGCACACUCGGCUGAGGUACUCCAUCCUGGAGCAGUGGCCUUCUCCACCCACCUUGUUUUCUAUGCAUCCCACUACUGGGGUGAUCACCACCACGUCAUCCCAGCUGGACAGAGAGUUAGUUGACAAAUAUCAGUUGAAAAUAAAAGUACAGGAUAUGGAUGGCCAGUAUUUUGGUCUGCAGACAACAGCAACCUGCGUCAUUACUAUCGGAGAUGCGAAUGACAACUUGCCAACAUUCACCCGCACUGUUUAUGUGGCAACAGUAGAAGAAAAUACAGUUGAUGUGGAAAUCUUACGUCUUACUGUUCAGGAUAAAGAUUUAGCUAACUCUCCUAAUUGGAGAGCGAAUUACACCAUUUUAAAGGGCAAUGAAGAUGGAAACUUUAAAAUUGUAACAGAUGCCAAAACCAACGAAGGCAUUCUGUGUGUGGUUAAGCCUCUGAACUAUGAAGAACGGCAGCAGGUGACCCUGCAAAUUGGCGUAGCCAAUGAAGCCCCGUACACUAGAGAGGCUAGUGCAAGGUCAGCCAUGAGUACAGCCACAGUGACUGUCACCGUGAAAGAUGUGGAUGAGGGCCCUGAGUGUAUCCCUUCAACACAAACUGUGCGGAUUCGAGAAAAUGUACCAGUUGGUACCGUAAACGAUGGGUAUAAGGCAUACGACCCUGACAAUAGACACAGCAGUGGUAUAAGGUACAGGAAGUUAAGUGACCCAAGAGGGUGGGUUGCUGUUAAAGAAGACUCAGGAUCAAUCUCCAUUUCCCGAACCCUGGAUCGAGAGGCUGAGACCGUCAGAAAUGGCAUCUAUAAUAUUACAGUCCUUGCAUUAGACACAGAUGGGAGAAGCUGUACCGGAACUCUGGGAAUCAUACUUGAAGAUGUGAACGACAAUGGCCCAUUCAUACCCAGGCAGACAGUGGUGAUAUGUAAGGCCACCAGGUCCUCUGCUGAGAUUGUUGCAGUUGAUCCCGAUGAGCCAGUGAAUGGCCCGCCAUUUGAUUUUAGCUUGGAGAGUUCUGAUUCGGAAGUCCGGAGGAUGUGGAGGCUCGUGAGGAUUAAUGAUACAGCAGCUCGUCUUUCCUAUCAGAACGACCCUUCAUUUGGAUCCUACGUAGUUCCCAUCCGAGUUACAGACAGGCUUGGUCUGUCCUCAGUCACUUCGCUGAAUGUCAUCAUUUGUGACUGCAUUACUGAAAGUGACUGCACAGUCCGCUCAGGAGAAAGGACCGGCUAUGUAGGCAUGAGACUUGGACCGUGGGCUAUUCUUGCUAUACUGUUGGGCAUAGCCUUGCUGUUUUGUAUCCUGUUUACAUUAGUCUGUAGUGUUUCCCAGGCAACAAAACAUCAGAAAGUUCUUCCUGAUGACUUAGCGCAGCAGAACCUAAUUGUAUCAAACACGGAGGCUCCUGGAGAUGACAAAGUUUAUUCCACAAAUGGUUUCACAGCCCAAACCGUGGGAGCUUCUGGGCAGGCAGCCUUUGGCACCUUGGGAGCAGGAGUCAAAGGUGGAGGGCAAGAGACCAUUGAGAUGGUGAAAGGAGGGCACCAGACCUUGGAGUCCUGUGGGGCUGGCUGUCACCACCACACCCUGGACCCCUGCAGAGGAGGACACGUGGAGGUGGACAACUACAGAUACACUUACUCCGAGUGGCACAAUUUCACUCAGCCCCGACUCGGUGAAAAGGUGCAGUUGUGCCAUGAGGAUGGCAAUCAAAAUCUCGCUCAAGACUAUGUCGUCUCUUACAACUAUGAAGGAAGAGGCUCACCUGCUGGCUCCGUGGGUUGCUGUAGUGACCAACAGGAAGAAGAUGGGCUUGAGUUUUUGAACCAGUUGGAACCUAAAUUUAGGACAUUAGCAGAAAUAUGUGCAAAGAGGUGAAGAACUUCUAACAGGGUAACAAAACUAAUGGAUUUUUUUUUUUUUUACUGGUCCCUC
Phodopus roborovskii (desert hamster) is the source of this 3039-nucleotide messenger RNA. It is a transcript of the gene Dsc2, whose product is annotated as desmocollin 2. Bases 277 to 2982 code for a protein of 901 amino acids. NCBI's taxonomy places the organism in Eukaryota, Metazoa, Chordata, Mammalia, Rodentia, Cricetidae. Gene Ontology annotation, cellular component: desmosome; plasma membrane. The record is from RefSeq and is a predicted model, not a curated record. The transcript is spliced from 16 exons. Gene Ontology annotation, biological process: homophilic cell-cell adhesion. Gene Ontology annotation, molecular function: calcium ion binding.